GGAUGUUGUUAAAUCGCCUCUUUGCUCGUUGUACUUGUUUAUCCGCCUCCCAGGCAAUUUGUAGAAGCUUCAGUGCAAACGCCACACUUGUAAAAUCGCCGCAAACCCCUGUAAAAUUGAAAAAAGAGGAGAUUGAACUUGAAUUGUCCAAUGUAUUGAGGAAUGAAGAAAAUGCUCUGCAAAAUGUUCGGCCUUGGCAGCAAUUGGAACUUUUGCCUAGUCACAAUUUUAAACAUGUGGUUACUUCGGAAAAGGGGGUUUGUCUACAAAAGAAUUUUUUGUUUAAACGGAAAAAAUGGGACGAAAGACGUGCUUUAAUGGAUCCUGGAGUUAAACUUCUCCAUUAUCCCUACACUCCAUUAACUCCCCCUCCAGAAUAUUUGGACUCUUCCCAGUGGAACGAGGCGUUUACUUCCGCCAGAAUUUUUCUUCUUGGGACAAAACAUGAUACAAUUAAAAGUGUUAACGAUGUUUGUUUGUUUUUUAUUAACUUAUAGAGGUCACCUAUAGGGGUGUUUUUAAAUUCGGGUCGGCUUUGGACGGAACACUUGAAGCCCUAUAAUUUUUAAAUUUUGUGGCCGGAGUCAAAAAACUAAAAAAUAUUAAUAGUUUAUCGAGUACUUAGCCCCCUCCCCUGACAGUUUUUCUAAUUGAUGUACAUAAUGGUCAGUCGUUUUUUACUUGCAUAAUCCCGUGGCUUCAUUCAUUCAGGCACCCUUUCUUCAAUAAGACACGUUUUUUUGUAUGUGGUA
Molecule: messenger RNA, 752 nt
Organism: Meloidogyne enterolobii
Lineage: Eukaryota; Metazoa; Nematoda; Chromadorea; Rhabditida; Meloidogynidae
Source: the annotation of a GenBank genome assembly